AUGCCAGGUGAUCUUAACUUGAAAAAGUCAUGGCAUCCAGGUUUGGUUAAGAAUCAACAAAAGAUAUGGCAACAAGAACAGGAUGCCUUAAAAGAACAUCAAAAAAUAAAAGAAAGACAAAAAGAACUUGAAGAGGAACGUGAAAAGGAAGAGCUCAUUAGGUUACAAUAUGGAGAUGAUAUUAAGUCAAUACCUUCCGAGAAAAAGGUAGAACUCAAUAAACUUGGGUGGAUGUAUGAUACACCAAAUAAGAAUUCUAGCGGAUUCAAUGAAAUGAGUGGAGAGUUUCUUGAAGGAAAGAAAAAAGUUGAGGAUAUGUUAUCAGGAAGACUGAUGAUUAAUGUUCAAAGUAGUAGAUUGGAAAAGGUUAUUGGAACUAAACCUUCCUCUAGUGGAAAUGCAUUAUCUUUUGGCGAUGACCCUUUGAUGAAAAUUAAACAGCAAGUUCGUAUUAGUAGACAUAAGCUGGGCCCAAAUGGAACUGAAAAAGAUAGAGAGCUGCGAAGUAGUCUGUCAAGGCAUCUGAGCUCAAGAGAUCUGAGUUCAAGGCAUAGAGAUAGAAGGAGAUAUGAAAGGCAAGAAAAAGAACACAGAUCAAGCAGUGAUAGAGAACGUAGUCAUCGUGAUAGAAGUCAUAGAAGUGGUGAUCAUAGAUCAAGCGAUCGUAAAUCAAGAGACAAAUCACCUACUAGAACAAAAACUUCACCGACUGCCCCAAAGGAAAUACUGUAUUAA
Messenger RNA from [Candida] anglica, 735 nucleotides. Lineage: Eukaryota; Fungi; Ascomycota; Pichiomycetes; Serinales; Debaryomycetaceae. The record is from the annotation of a GenBank genome assembly.